AUGCCGGCGGACUGGCCACUGUCUGUGCCAACCAUCCAAAUUGAUAAAGCCAUAGUGCCGUCGGAGAAAGUGAAGAAAUGGUUGCUCCAGCUCACAGCUUACUUGUUCCAUCAGAACGGAUCUACAGUGGAAGGAGUGAUGAUGUGGCGAAAGAAUGUCGACCGAGACGUGGAAGGAGCAGAGGCGUGCACAAUCUGCAUGAUGACGAUUCAUGCUACUAACCAUCAGCUGCCUAAGGUGAAAUGUCGUCAAUGCAAGAACAAGUUCCAUUCCAACUGCUUGGUAAAUUUUUAA
This is a messenger RNA of Ostertagia ostertagi, 294 nucleotides long. The record is from the annotation of a GenBank genome assembly. NCBI's taxonomy places the organism in Eukaryota, Metazoa, Nematoda, Chromadorea, Rhabditida, Trichostrongylidae.